CCAUCGUCACCCUGGACCCCGACACUGCGCACCCCGACCUCGUCCUCUCCGAGGAUCUCAAGACCGUGCGACGCCACCUCAGCCUCUGCCCCCAAGGAGGGAUUUGGGGGGUAGAGAAAUGGGGGGGCCAAAUUCGGGCCCUCACCACCCGCAAGGUCACCCUCGUCCCCCUGCGUUGGGUGCCCCGAAGGGUCAGCGUCCACUUGGACUACGCGGGGGGGACGGUGGCGUUUUUCGACGCCGACGAGGGGGGGCUCAUUUUCGUCUUCUCCCGCGCCGCCUUCACGGGGGAGAGGCUCCGGCCUUGGCUUUGGGUGGUGGGGGCCAGGUCCCAGCUCCGCUUGUGCCCGUGA
Mesitornis unicolor (brown roatelo) is the source of this 353-nucleotide messenger RNA. Its product is annotated as butyrophilin subfamily 1 member A1-like. The record is from RefSeq and is a predicted model, not a curated record. NCBI's taxonomy places the organism in Eukaryota, Metazoa, Chordata, Aves, Mesitornithiformes, Mesitornithidae. The annotation marks the transcript as partial. The transcript has 2 exons.